ACAGUUGGAAAGAUGGCGGCCGGUUCAGGGGCUGCGAGUGGCCAUGGAUCCCGCAGCUCCACCGCUGCUCUGGAAGCGUCUUUGGACAGGCGUUUUCAAGGAGUUUCCAACACUAUGGAGUCAAUACAAGGACUUUCAGCAUGGUGCAUUGAAAACAAGAAACACCACAGCCUUAUCGUCCGCCAUUGGAUGAAGUGGCUCAAAAAAUCUGAUAACAAUCACCGCUUGAAUCUUUUCUACCUUGCCAACGACGUGAUACAAAACUGCAAAAGAAAGAAUGCCAUUGUCUUUCGUUCAGCCUUCUCAGAGGUUCUUCCUAAUGCUGCUCAGCUCAUUAAAGAUGGGAAGGUUCGCAAGUCGGUGGAAAGGAUCUUUUCCAUUUGGGAAGAGAGAAGCGUGUAUCCCGAAGAAGUCAUUGGCCAGUUCAAAGCCAGCUUGAAUAAAAAGGAAAAGGAGCGAGAGAAGCCAAAGGAAAAAGAAAAGGAAAAGGAGGCUACACCUGCAAAUGGUCUCUGUCAAAGAAAACACGGGGUCAGCAACGGAUCCAAAAGUCUUUUAGGGGUCCUAAAACACAGAGCCCCUGCUAAUUCCAAAGCUGCCCUGAAGUCCAAGAUUGUGGCAGAGUUCACGCCCCACUCCCUCGUUGAACAGUUGUUAAAAUAUAGGCAAUCUGUUGCUGAAGAAGAGUUGCAGGAAAAGCAGCUGUCAGCUCUCCGGGUGGAUGUCUGCAGUACGGAGGCCCUCAAGAGACUUAAAGAUAAGGCAGGGGGGAAUAAGUUCGCCAAGGACUUUGAGGAUGGCAGCCUGAAGCUGCAGGAGUUUGUCAGCUUCCUGGAGAAAGAGUUGAAAGCAGGACCACCUCUGCUGGAAGCUCUGGGAAAUGCAGACAUUUUCUACGAGAUGCAGUACAAGGAAGUUAAGAUUGUGGCCAAUGCUUACAACGCUUUUGCUAACCGUGUGGCCAGUCUUAAAAGGAAAUUGGAUUCACUCAAGUCAACUCUACCUGGACCUGAGGACUCUCCCAUCCCCUCACCAUCUGAAGAUGCCCCUUCCCCCACUGGCUCUGACUCACCCUUUAUGGCAAUGGGGGCUAGCAGGGCCCAGGUGGAUCCAGAUCUGGAUGGAAAGGCCAUGGAUGAAGGAGAAAUGCAGAGUGAUAACAGAGACACGGAGGACAUGGAUAUGUCUGACGAAGAAACCGAUGCUGCAGCAGCAGGGGAGGGUAAGAAAGACAAACCAGCUGCUGCUGUUUCCAAGGCUACAAAGUCAGAUGUGCCGUCAAAGCUUCCAAAUACAUCUGUAAAGGUCUCUAAGACCAGUGCUUCUGCUACUGCCACAACCACUCCAGUGACUCCCACAUCUGCUACUCCUACAAGUACCCCAACUACCCCUCUGGGAGUCAAUCUGGCAAAGGUGGACCUAGGAAAGAUAACUUCCAUUCUCAGCUCACUCACAUCUGCCAUGAAGAAUACAGCAAGUCCAUCACCUCGUCCAUCUCCUGGGACACCUACCACCCCAUCUGGCCAAUCAGCAGCCUCCAAAGGCACCCCUCCAAGCCCUGCCUUGGCCAGUAUCCUGUCACGUGUUGAAAUCACACCUGAAGGGAUACUUAAUGCUCUGUCUAAAACCAACACAACAGGUUUGUCCUCUCUUCUGCAUAGUGUGACUAACACCGCCUCUGCUACACGAACCUCCCCAGAAUCAGCACCUUCUAAAGCUCCGCACCCCACCACCCCGACCACCCCAAAAACAAAAACUACUCUGGGGAACAGCCUCAAGCGAGACACACCUGGAAGAACCAGAGAUUGGGAGAAAGAGAGACAGCUGUCCCCUCCUCCUCCCCCCCCUCCUCGCCCCUCAGCUCCUUCUGUCUCUCCCCCCAGCUUAGAGUCCAAAAUCAACAGUUUCUUGCAGGGUAAUCCGGGUUUUAGUCUUGCUCUUGGUGAUGUUAGUCCUGAUGGGGUGGACGGGACCCCAGUGAGAGACGAGGCAGCUGGCACCCCAACCCAGGAUGAGAUUAUGGACACACCUGGGAGUGUGCCAGAAUCUCUGGGCUCAUCUGGAGGUCAUAACCUCUCACCCACAGCCUACCGCAGUGAACCGUGGGAUGCAGCAAUCACCCCGUCAGGAAGUGGCAACGAUGGAGACUUCCUACCCUCUUCUUCACGGUAUGGUGCUGGAAAAAAGAGCAGCACAAAAUUAAAAGAUGAUGACGUGAUUCAUAUGAGGAAGCAGGUCUCCUCUUCUCCUAUUAAUGACAUGAAAGGUAAGAAGGAUGAACAACAAAGUCAGUUGAGGGUGAUGGGAAACAACAGAGCAAUGGGAGAGAGGAGACCCUCUGCCGGCUCUCGUAAGGCAAGCACUGGCUCAGAUGAAGGAGGUCAGAGUGGAAAAAAAGAGGACAAGGUAAAAGGUCAAGAGUCUCAAGGUGGAAAUGGAAAGGAGGGCCAGUAUCAUCGUAUUGAGACACUUGUGUCACCCUGCACUGAAGGGGCACCCAUUCAAACUCUAGGCUACUCUAAUCGACCCCUCACUGGAGAGCGUAUCAAGACAGUUGAGAGCAUCCGCGUGAUUGGUCGAGGCUCUCGAAGAGGAGGAGGAGCUGGAAGUCGACCAGGAGGAGUGAUGUGGUAUGAAGAGGAAGGAUACCUGGGAGCUCAGUCUCCCUCACCACAAGUUAUCCCCCCUCCUCUUAACAUUGGCCCAGGGGGCACCGAGGACAUGACCUCUUCUAUGCCUCCUCCUCCCCCACAUCUUCUAAUGCCCCCACAUCUUCACCCUCCUCCACCCCUUCCUCACCCACAUCCCACUCCUCAGACUCAGUUUCAAUUGCCUUAUCACACAGAGAACAUGCAGACUCCUCUUCCAUCACAUCUCCAUCAGGUUCCUCCUCCUACAUCUCCAUUCUUCAGCACACCUCCAGCAAUCCCUAGACCCCCUCCACCUCCUCUACCACCACGCCAUUCCCCUCCACCUACUCACCCUGCUGUACCCAGUGCAGUCAUGGUAGGUGGGGUGAUGGUCCCUGCUGACCGACCUCUACCACUUCCUCCCUCAGUGAGAACUGACGGUACAGAGAGAAGUGGAAUAGGGCCAAGAGGAGGCAAAGUGGCCCCCCCACCCCUCAUGUCAUCGUUGCUAGGCGAGCCCCCUAAGCCUUCCCGCCCCGGCACAGUCAAAGAGCCCUUUGUCCUCUGCCAUGCACCCCCCCUCCACCGUCCAGGUACCCCUGGUGUUCCUCCACCUUUAUUGGGAAGAGUUAAGGAGCCUCUGAAUCUACCUCUUCCAUCCCCCUCUCCCACAUCGUCUGCAACCUCCCCCUCCACACCUAAUUCCCCGGCAGUUGACACCGCUCCUUCUCGUUCACUUACUCAGUCCACUGCCCUUCCUCUCCAGAAACCUCCUGCUAGUCCUCCAGCUCAGCCCCGCAACCAAACCCCUAACCCGGUUCCUCUCCUCACCUUGCCUAGUCCUCGGCCCCCAAUCCUGUCUGUUCCCAUCCCACAGAGACCUCUGUUGCGAGGCCGAAACCCUUCUCAGCAGCAUAAUCAAGAUCUCCCCUUUCGUGGGGGCAAGCGUGCCGGCCCUCCAUUCACAGGUGGCCCCUUGCAUCCACAGAAGAGGCCUUUCCUACCCCCACGCUACUGAAGUGGUUAUCUGUGACAAGCUGAAUGAGAAGUGCAAGCCACACAUCUAGCAGUGCAGUGUGUGUUAGCCCUGCUGGUAUGAGCCCAGAUAUCUUUACUCUGUUAAUUAGCUUGAAUUAAAACUACUUUAGGUUGUGUGUAAAUAGCUGAUUUAAAUCGUCAUGCUUCAGCCAGGUAGCCAGUCAUCUUACACUGUACAGUAAAGCUAAGAGGUUAUCAGUUUCAUAGUUCAGAUUGUUGUGUAACAACCCGUAAUCUUUUUUUUUUUUUCUCUUUUCAACAAUUCUCCAUAAACAGUUAAGUUUCAUUCGCUCUGUUGCAGGAGUUGCGUAACUGUAAGAAGAAAACACAAAAUAGUUGAAGCAGAAAUUAAACUAUACUACAUUUCAGCCCUUUCAGACAUGCUGUACAUAACAUUGCUGGCUUCAUUGGUCUGUUAAAGUGAGUGGCAUUCUGUCAUUCAGAAAUGGGUCACCUUUAUUUAUGUUGACGUUCUUCACAGCUUCAUUCAUACAUAACCAUGAGCCACAGUACAUGUGAGAUUUGCCAUACUAUGUUUCUAGUAAAGUCUGUCUACAGACUUGUGAAGAUUAGUUAUUUUAGCCCUUUUUCCCUAAGAGCAAGGUCACUAUGCAUGUCCAUGUCUCUGCUGCAGCGAGUGAUAGCUACCCCUGCCCCUCCCACACAGGUUCUGCUUAGAAACUGAGUUAAUCAGAUAAAAUUUCAUGUCCAUGUUGUUCUAUGGGGAGAUUGCACAGUGGUAAUCUUCACAGUGUACAAUUUGGACUUUUCCAGAAAAAUGACCAGGAUGUUUAUUUAGACAUGAAGCCAACAAGUUUUAAGACUGAGAUUACUGGAAAGGAGAGCAUGUCUGAAAGGGGCUUCAGAGUUUUCCCUGUGUGAUUUUUGGGUUACUUUACCUAAGAAGGAGAGUGAGAUGCUGAAAAAAAGGUAUGGGUCUCAUGGGAUACUGAGAAGAAACACAGUAGUAGUUUGGCUUUUUGGGAAAUACUUUCACUGGCUUUUUGUAAAAAGGAAGAAUAGUAUCACUCAUGUCGGCAUGCUGUAGAUGAAGCUUAACGUAAAAACUAAAUGCGUGGAAAGCCAGACUUAUAUCUGAAGGUUAAAAAAACAUUUGUUUCAUCCAUACAAAACAGAUGUUUUACAGGGGAUAAUGAGCAUGCAGUGACUUCUGAGGAAAAAGCAGCAGCACAACGGCAAGAAGUCGCAAUUUUCCAAAAGUUCAGUUUUGCGCAUGCUUCCCGUCUUUAUACUCCUGUUUCUGCAUCAUAUUUAACAGAUAAAUAAGAAUUACUGCAUUUCCCAAAAAUGUCAAACUUGAAAAUGUCUGAAGUCAUGACAGUAAGCUCCAAAGUAAUCUCUUCUUCCACGAGAGUGUGUGUGUGUGUAUGUGUGCGUGUGGGUGUUCGGUGUUUGAUUUGAAGUGAUUUGUGUUUCAGGUGAGGUUAACACUUCUUUCCAGAGUACCUGCUGUAAAUAAUAUUCUUCUGCUGCUCAACCUUUUUCCACCCUUCUGUUGCUCUCACUGUAUAUUUCUAAGCUUGUAAAUAUAAAGACUGAGUUGACACAGCUUCCCUCCCCCUCUUUUUAAGCUCUUAAUUCUGUACAUGAGGACAGUGAUCGUUGCUCACGCACCCCGUCUUUACUGUGAUUGAGGCCUUGGAUAAGCUUUAGACCUGAAGAUUUUCUCUGCAGUAUCUAUCAUAUGUUUCUGUCCUCCUUUGUGAAACCACCGCACAGAAGAGGAGGGUGAAGAUAAUUAUGCCUUUUUAUUUUCGAUAUAUAAAUGUCUGCCUGUGCGCGCUUGACGUUAGACUGAGUCAUGAAGAUACUCAGUGGUGGAUGAUGGGUUGGGAGGGAGUAUUACACUUUGAACUACACUCUUGCUAGGCUUCAACAUGUACUCUUGAAUAAAAUCCAGAGUUUCAAUUCAACUGGGAAGGGGAGGUAUUUUAUUUGGUCACUAUCACUUGCGCUGUUUAUUUUACUUUUAAGAUUGUUCUCAUGUAUUUGCACAGCUACCAUUACAUUAACAUUCAAUGCCUUUAUUUUUCAGCUGUGUCCUCCUGCUAGGUAGAAUUUGUGCUUUUUUUGUUUGUAGGAACCCACAGAUGGUGUUUAUUAGUAAUUAGGAUUGCUUGUAAAAGUAGUUAAUUUGAAUUCUCCAAUUGUUUUGGCCCCUUUCGCUAUGUUGCUAAUUUCAUGCUUCCGCCUUCAAGCGUCUGUGCUUACCUUGUGCUCACAUGAGCUUCACCCAAAAACACUUCUGCACCUCUCAUCACUUCUAAGAGGUAAAAACAGGUCAGCACAGUGGCCUUAAUUCUCCUUCAUCCAGGAAUUGUUGCCAUAAUGCUGCCCUCUUAUACAUUGAGUAGUAGUUUACCUCUACAGUGAGAGUUGCAGGCUGGGUGUUGCUGUCAAAGUCUCACAUUUCAUGUGUUUGAUUAGAGUGUGAGUGUGUGUGUGUGUGUGUGUGUGUGUGUGUGUGUGUUGAAAUUACAUUUUCAUUAUGCAUAAAGCCUCUGAAUACAUUGUAACAAAUGUAACGGCAAACCAUAUUUGUCACUACAGUGUUCACACACCAUUAGAAUUCUAGUGUUGUCCUGAAUGUUAUACAUCUGUUACCACCCUCUGUAAAUUGUUAUCUCCACAGUCACACGUAGGAGCAGCUAAUAAUCAGUUUACAGAGUUCACAUUGCACACAGAAUAAUUGUAUAUCUUCAAGAGUGUCCUCCCAAGUUCAACCUCUCUUCUCUUCCUCUUGACCUUAAGAAAACUUGGUUUGACCAAUUGAAAAUGACUGAAGAUGUGACAAAGCUGACAGCCUGUGUGUGUGUGUAUAUAUACAAGUUAAAUUGCUUUCACUGCUGUUCUUAUCAAUGAUGCUAUAUCACUGGUCUUUGAGUGUCCAAUCUUUUUUGGUGUGAUGAACAUGCACACAUUCUGCAGCAGUUAUUGUCACAGUGAAUAUAUGCAUACUUAAGUGGAAAUACAUCUUUACUUUUUAAUGAUCACAACCAUAAAUAGAACAUUUUAGUGCUUUCAUAAAAUGAUUUUAAUCUGGUUUUCCUCACAUAUUGGCAAAACUUUAA
Archocentrus centrarchus (flier cichlid) is the source of this 6760-nucleotide messenger RNA. RefSeq names its product regulation of nuclear pre-mRNA domain containing 2b (gene rprd2b). Bases 13 to 3648 code for a protein of 1211 amino acids. Gene Ontology annotation, biological process: mRNA 3'-end processing. The transcript is spliced from 11 exons. NCBI's taxonomy places the organism in Eukaryota, Metazoa, Chordata, Actinopteri, Cichliformes, Cichlidae. The record is from RefSeq and is a predicted model, not a curated record. Gene Ontology annotation, molecular function: RNA polymerase II complex binding.